Messenger RNA from Gorilla gorilla gorilla (western lowland gorilla), 4405 nucleotides. It is a transcript of the gene EXOSC3, whose product is annotated as exosome component 3. The transcript is spliced from 5 exons. Gene Ontology annotation, molecular function: RNA binding. The record is from RefSeq and is a predicted model, not a curated record. Gene Ontology annotation, biological process: TRAMP-dependent tRNA surveillance pathway; U4 snRNA 3'-end processing; CUT catabolic process. Lineage: Eukaryota; Metazoa; Chordata; Mammalia; Primates; Hominidae. Gene Ontology annotation, cellular component: cytoplasmic exosome (RNase complex); nuclear exosome (RNase complex). Bases 44 to 871 code for a protein of 275 amino acids.
AGCGGAAGGCGGGUACCGGAAACGGUGUUUGGUGGCGGCCGCGAUGGCCGAAGCUGCGUCUGUCGCGGCUGAAUCUCUCGCGGGCAGCAGGGCGCGCGCUGCACGCACAGUACUAGGUCAGGUGGUGCUCCCGGGUGAGGAGCUGCUCCUGCCGGAACAGGAGGACGCGGAAGGCCUUGGGGGUGCGGUGGAGCGACCGUUGAGCCUGAAUGCUGGAGCGUGCUCGCGGGUGCGCGUUGUAUGCGGUCCGGGCCUUCGGCGCUGUGGGGACCGCCUGCUGGUCACCAAGUGCGGCCGCCUCCGUCACAAGGAGCCCGGCAGUGGCAGCGGCGGCGGUGUUUACUGGGUGGACUCUCAGCAGAAGCGGUAUGUUCCAGUGAAAGGAGACCAUGUGAUUGGCAUAGUGACAGCUAAAUCUGGAGAUAUAUUCAAAGUUGAUGUGGGAGGGAGUGAGCCAGCUUCUUUGUCUUACUUGUCAUUUGAAGGUGCAACUAAAAGAAACAGACCAAAUGUGCAGGUUGGAGACCUCAUCUAUGGCCAAUUUGUGGUUGCUAAUAAAGACAUGGAACCAGAGAUGGUCUGUAUUGACAGCUGUGGACGAGCCAAUGGAAUGGGUGUCAUUGGACAGGAUGGUCUGCUUUUUAAAGUGACUCUGGGCUUAAUUAGAAAGCUAUUAGCUCCAGAUUGUGAAAUCAUACAGGAAGUGGGAAAACUCUAUCCACUGGAGAUAGUAUUUGGAAUGAAUGGAAGAAUAUGGGUUAAGGCAAAAACCAUCCAGCAGACAUUAAUUUUGGCAAACAUUUUAGAAGCUUGUGAACACAUGACGUCAGAUCAAAGAAAACAGAUCUUCUCCAGAUUGGCAGAAAGUUGAUAGAGGUGGACUUUUUUACAGAGAUGGAGUCUUGCUCUGUCACCCAGGCUGGAGUGCACUGGUGAAAUCUCGGCUCACUGCAACCUUCGCCUCCCGAGUUCAAGUGAUUCUCCUGCCUCAGCCUCCCAAGUAGCUGGGACUACAGGUAUGCGCCACCACACCUGGCUAAUUUUUGUAUGUUCAGUAGAGAAGGGUUUCACCAUGUUGGCCAGGCUGGUCAUGAACUCCUGACCUCAGGUGAUCUGCCCACUUCGGUCUACCAAAGUGUUGGCAUUACGGCGUGAGCACCUGGCCACACAGCUGCAAUCUUAGGCCCAUCAUUCCACUGAGUUCCGAAGAAUAUAGCCUUUUCCUGAAGAAACUCCUUUCUUCAAUGCUUCAGGCCAGUUGUGAGUCUCUAAGUAAGUGGACAGGAUAUCAAACACUGUUAGAGAGUAAACAGAAAACACAGUGACCACAGAGGGAAAAAAAGAACGAGUAAAUGAAAUGAAAAGGAUGUUCUGUAAUAUUUCGUUCAACAAACCUAUUCUGCACCAUAUGUGGUACUAAGGUCUUGGGGGGAGAGGCAAGGACACAGGCUCUGCUUGCUCUCAAGGACCUCAGCCUACCCUGAAAGAUACAGGCCUAUGAAUGGAUAGGGUGCAACAGAAAGGAACACAGUAAAAUGGGAACACAGAAGGGCUCUGCUGUGGCCUGGGAUGGGGAAGGGCCAAGAUGCUCCUGAACUGAACCCUGAAGAUCAAACAGGAAUUCAGUGGUGAGAGGUUAAAAGCUGGGCAUUCUAAGAUGAAGGGGACAAUUUUUUUUUUUUUUUUUUUUUGAGGCAGAGUUGCACUCUCGUUGCUCAGGCUGGAGUGCUAUGGCACGAUCUCAGCUCACCGCAACCUGCACCUCCCAGAUUCAAGCAAUUCUCUUGCCUCAGCCUCCAGAUUAGCUGGGAUUACAGGCGCCUGCCACCAUGCCCUGCUAAUUUUUGUAUUUUUAGUAGAGACGGGGUUUCUCCAUGUUGGUCAGGCUGGUCUCGACCUCCCGACCUCAGGUGAUCUGCCCACCUCAGCCUCCCAAAGUGCUGGGAUUACAGGUGUGAGCCACCGUGCCCAGCUUUUUUUUUUUUAUUUUUGAGACAGAGUAUCACUCUUGUCACCCAGGCUGGAGUGCAGUGGUGUGAUCUCGGCUCACUGCAACCUCCACUUCCCAGGUUCAAGCGGUUCUCAUGCCUCAGCCUCUGGAAUAACUGGGAUUACAGGCGUGCACCACCACGCCUGACUGAUUUUUGUAUUUUAAUAGAGAUGGGGUUUCACCAUGUUGGCCAGGCUGGUUUCGAACUCCUAACCUCAGGUGAUCCGCCCACCUCAGCCUCUGAAAGUGGAUUACAGGAUUACAGGUGUGAGCCACCGCACCUGGCCAAGGGGACAAUUUCAACUAUCUUUAACAUAGUUGGUGACAAGGAAGAAAACAAAGAAUGCCUUAGUGGCCAGAAUAUAUGUCAUGACGUACAUGCAAUAAAGUCCACACACAUUAGUCACAGAGGAGACUGACUCAAAGGCCACUUAAACACAGUGCAAAGCAGCAGCACCAGAACUCUCACACCCUGGAUGGGGGCCGUGUAAGAAGUACCUUGAUUGAUGGCCAGUAUCUCUGAAUGAUAGUUUUUCCCAUUCUGGUUUCUGACCAUGUAUUCCUGGAUUGGCAAGCGUGCAGUCUUGACAGAGUAUUCCCGGGCCUUUUGAAAUGUCACCUUCUGUAAAUAUAUAGUUAAAUAUUUUUCUUAUAAAAAUUAUACAUGAGUAUAUUCUCAAUGUAAUACAGCAUUAAAAAUAAGUAGCCUAUUGUGGAAUGGAAGAAACUGCAGAUAAUGAGUUAACUGUCUCAAGAGCUUAUGUGACAAUAUCUUACUUUUUGGGGGGUCAGUUAUCCACAGUCCUCCACUCACUACCACUUAGAACCAAGAGGGAAAUAAGCAAAAGAGGCACAUCUGCUGCAGCCACAGUAGGCAUCAAAAGGCCCAAGCAGUCUAAUCAAUCAGAGCACAUUCUGAGCCCUAACUCAGUAAGACCCAAUUCUGGAUAUCUGGAAUUUCCAGCUCAUUGCCAAAAGGCAGCAUCAAAUUAGAGGAAAAGGUAGACAAGAUUGAAGACAGGUGCACCACAUGGCAUUAAGGUGUGAGAAGAGAGAGCCCAAUUAGAAGAAAGGGGCCAGGUGAAGUGCCUCACACAACACUUUGAGGCCAAGGCCAGAGGACUGCUUGAGCCCAGGAGUUCAAGACCAGCCUGAGCAACAUAGGGAGACCCUGUCUCUACAAAUAACAAAAAAAAAUUAACAGGGUGUGCUGGUGUGUGCCUGUAGUCCCAGCUACUCUGGAGGCUGAAGUUGGAUGAUCACUUGAGCCUGGGACAUAUAUCAAGGCUGCAAUGAGCUGUGACUGCACCACUGCACUCCAGCCUGGGUGACAGAGGAGACCCUGUCUCAAAAAUAAAAAUGAAAGGAAGGGCUCUGAAAACUGCAAAAAGGAGUCACAAAAAGUCCAUCAACUUGAGUCCAUUUAGUGUCGGAGUACAGAAACUGAUGUCCCUUUAUAAGAUGUUCCUCAGUCAUGAAGUCCCUCAGACUGAGUCAUGACUCAGUCAGAUUACAUUUGCUGCCUUGUAAGAAGCACAGGAAAGAUUUUCUACCUAAGACUUCAGGAUUAAAGAGAAAGGUUCAGAUUACUGGGAUAAUUAACAUGCCAAGGCUUGGAAGGGGUCUCAAUAGUGUUAACUGUAUCACUCUAACCACCCAUUCAUUAUCUGUUCUCUAUGACUUCUCCAAGAGGCCAUGUGGCCACUCAAUGGACAGCUCUUGUGACAGGGAGUUCAUGCAUCCUGGGACAACCCACUCCAGCUUCGAUAGUACCAGCUGAUAGGAAAUUCUUCUUGAUCUUGAGCAAAAUUCUGUUUUCUCUGAGACUUCCACUCAUUCAUCCUAGGUCUAUUCCCCCAAGGCCAAACCAUGCAAGUAAGAUGGCCCUUCCAAAAGAUGGCCAUUCAGAAACUUGAAGACAGUGAUCAUGCCCCUAGGAAUCCGCUGGUCUCCAGAUUGUAGCCUCAGUUCUGUCAACUCUUCUUUGACUGAAUUUCAAGUCCCUUCAUCAUUCAGGACAAGUUGAACUUGUUCCAAGCUAGUCAGUAUCAUUUUGUUUACGGUCCCAUAACUGACUGGCCAUCAUGAGUAUGGUCUAACCAGGUGGAAUAGUGUGAAGUGGACCUAGUACCUUUUCGGUGCUGACACCUGCCUCUCACUCACAUGAAACAAAAUUUUAGAUAGAACUUCCAAAAAUGUUUUAAGCGAUACAAGGACUUAUUUGAAAGGAUAAAACUCCUUUGCAUAUAUGAGCUAUAUGAUACAUUUGUUUUAUAAAAAGUCUUAUUCCUUUAUAAUCACUUUGAAGUACAGAAUUCAAAAUUAGUAGGAUGUUUGGGUGUUGCCCUAGAAGAGCUUACAAUUUAGUUUAUGUUCUUUGCACAAUGAUUAAUAAAAUGACUCUCCUUGAAGAAA